This is a messenger RNA of Aspergillus aculeatus ATCC 16872, 654 nucleotides long. RefSeq lists its product as uncharacterized. The transcript has 2 exons. Gene Ontology annotation, molecular function: monooxygenase activity; FAD binding. The record is from RefSeq and is a predicted model, not a curated record. NCBI's taxonomy places the organism in Eukaryota, Fungi, Ascomycota, Eurotiomycetes, Eurotiales, Aspergillaceae. Bases 229 to 492 code for a protein of 87 amino acids.
CCCUUGUCCACAGCACCGUAUGAUCAACCCACAACCAGCCCACCCUUUGUAGCCCAUCACAUGCCCCCCAAACCCAUCAACCCAUCAUCCGAGUGACAAACCCCCAGUGCUUGUCCCACCAAGCCAGAUAUCAUAAACCGAAGAAGCCCCAUCACUGGAUUUCCCCCUGAAACCUUCUCUCCCCUCUCAAACCUUAACCUGAAUCAAACACACCAAUCGACAGCAACAAUGCCCACCCAAUCCCCUCCCAAGCUACGGGUCGCCAUCAUCGGCGCCGGUCCCGCGGGCCUCGCCGCCGCGAUUGAGUUCGCCAAGUUGUCGUUCGUGGAGGCUCGGAUCUACGAACAGGCGCGGGAGCUCCGCGAGAUGGGGGCGGGCACCAGCCUCCACCACAACACCUGGCGGAUGCUGGAUGCGCUGGGGGUGUAUGAGAAUUUUGACGAGAGGGAUCUGUUUCGGCCUGCGGAUGGGCAUUUGGUGCAGCAUCGGUGAGUUUUCAUUUGAUCGGACUUUGAGGGUGCGGGGUUAGGUGAGGGUAAUAGCUGAUGCGGAAGGGUCGGAAUGGGAGGACGGGAGAGUUGUUGCUUUCCACUGGGCAGGAGGCAAGAACCCUGCGCACGGUGCUGCAGAAGACGCUUCUGCGCAGUGUCGAUC